CAAAAGGGUGGCGAAAACAUUCAGGUUGGCGUAGAAGUGGAGACCAACCUAAGAGUAGCAGAGAGUGUGGCGACCUUUGGAUAUCAGGUGGAUCUGCCCAAAGCCAACCUCAUGUUCAGAGGUAUGGUUGACAGCAACUGGACGAUCGGCGCUGUGUUGGAGAAGAAACUACUGCCCCUCCCGUUCACGUUCGCACUGUCGGGUCAGGUGAACCAUGUGAAGCAUGCCACCAGAGUCGGGGCCGGACUUUAUUUAGGUUAAUAGGCAUUCAAUUAAUAGACUAUUGCAUCCCCACUAGUAGUCAUAGAAGUCAUUAAAAUUUAUUUUAGCAUUUCUUUUAUUAAGAAAUCUUUCGAUUGAUUAUAUAUUAUAUAAUUUUAGUUGAGUUCGACUCCAGUUUCUCUUAAUUUUAAGGGAC
Molecule: messenger RNA, 418 nt
Organism: Oppiella nova
Lineage: Eukaryota; Metazoa; Arthropoda; Arachnida; Sarcoptiformes; Oppiidae
Source: the annotation of a GenBank genome assembly